This is a messenger RNA of Meyerozyma guilliermondii ATCC 6260, 2526 nucleotides long. RefSeq names its product cyclin-dependent protein serine/threonine kinase inhibiting protein (gene FAR1). The coding region runs from base 1 to 2526 and encodes 841 amino acids. NCBI's taxonomy places the organism in Eukaryota, Fungi, Ascomycota, Pichiomycetes, Serinales, Debaryomycetaceae. The transcript has a single exon. The record is from RefSeq and is a predicted model, not a curated record.
AUGUAUACUCCUGAACCGGCGCGUCUGCGGUCGUCGCUUCUUCGUCGUUUGAGUAGCUCAGUUUCCGGCUUGACCAAAAAACACCAAACGAUAAAACCUGGUACUUCCUCAGGAAAACUGCCCAUGUUCAUCACGGCGAUUUCUCCCGCUAAUCUGAACGGGAGCCAGACGGAAAAGGAAGAGAUCAAAGAUUCGACGACUCCUAGAUUCACGGGACAUCUUCGUACUCCUCCAUCUUCUGUGAAGAAAAGAGACUCGAGAUCUCCAACCCAGUUGAAGUCUUAUAGUCAAGACCAAAUUUGUGCAAUUUGUGAAGAGCCAUUGGCAUCGAGUUUGCGAGGUGAAAAGGAAAUCUUGCUUGCGUGCAACCAUCCUUGCCAUAAAAUAUGUAUGCUGGUGAUAUUAUCUCUGGGAAAUCGACUUUCCAGUAGUCUUCCUGAUUUUUUGGAUCCUUCGGUCGCAUGUUGCAAAGAGUGUGGAGCACCUGCUCGUUGUGCUGAUGCCAAUGAAACGUCGCAGAUGCUCGAGGAGAUUGCUGUGAAGGGUAUGAUGUCGCCAGUGGAAGGAAAAAUCCCAUUUACCCCAGAUGGUCAGAUGAUACCUGAUCCAGUGGUUCAUCCACCGGUUUCUGUCAGACCCACCUCUGAAAUUCACAUGAAAAAGUCCAGUGCGGUUUCGCCAGUAGUGGACUUUGAAGAUGUCACUACACCGCAAAUAACAAGUUUCGCCGACACAGAUACGGUUGUUUUAGGUGAAAUUCACAAAAAGGACAUCGAGAUCAAUUUUAAGAUAAAAGCUCCCAAAACCCACUCGGUUGCAAAUGUUGCACAGGACCACCUACAAAAGAAGGAAGUGAUGGCAGAAAUCAUUUCCAAGUUGACAAACUUGAAAAACUUUGACCAGGUUGCUACAAACUUGAGCACACUUAUUUUGUUUGAUUUUUUGAACAUUAGUGUCACCGGUAGCGAGUGGGACACUCUUUGUUGCUUUCUCUUUGACGAUCGGUUAUUACUUGUGGAUUUCUCCAAAAACGAAAUAGUGGGCCAACUACUGAUCCACGAUGAUGUGGCUAGCAUUAACAAGCGUGAAAAUGGUAUUACUCUCAAUCUCACCCAGCAAGGGUUCCCCGAGUUGCAAAUGUGCCAUUCGCACCCAUUGAUAUGCUUAAAGUGGUACACUUAUUUUUGCCGGGUUCUUGCCCUGGUAUCCACAUCUAUCGUUCCCAGCGUUCCCUUUAACCAGCUCACCACCAAUGGCUGGUACGUCCUCGAAGACUCGUUUUCUUUGAUUCCUGAAAAUGCCAUUAAAGUUAGAACCGCUACCGAGCAUGAUUGCCAAUUGACAGAGAAUUUGCUUUUGGAAGCGCUUCCUCGGCCAGAAAACUUGCCCAUAAACCUCGUAUUGACGAUUCCUUUGGUCAACACCUCAGCCAUGGAUAACCAAACCUAUAGAACAACCCUCAUGAAACUUGUGUUCAAUGUCAAAUCUCGUCUUCGUGCUUUUGACAAAUUGGCACUCAUUUUCAUCGGCAUCGAUGCCAGCGGCCGGGCUUGUCGUAAGGGAUCUUUUAUAGGCUGUGCCGAGCCAAAGUGGGACGGCUGGAAUGCGGUGAUUGAAGGCAUUGAAGUCAGCAAUAAUGAGGAUAUCAAUGGUGCUGCUGUUUUUGACAAUGAGUUCCAGGAACUUCAAAUUGCAUUUGAAAAGUGCCGUGAUUUGUUCCCAUUCAUUCCUAGUUCUCCUUCCAAUAUUAAUCGUCUUUUGGUUAUUCAUACCAAUCGCUAUGGUCAUAUUGGCUGUGAUGAUGAUUGCCUUGAAAGUCUUUCAAGAUCUUUGGCUUCAAUUCUUGAUUCCUCCACACUCUCCAUAGAUUUUGUUAGUGUGGGUGAUACCAUUAGCCCAGACUUGCAAAUGGUGCAUGAUCUAGUAAGGUCUCCAUUCCAAGGACAUAUGCUUGAUUCCGUGCAGCUUCGGUCGGGUUCAGUUCUUCAACAUUAUUCUACAUUUGAAAAUUUGGUCACUGAGUUACCACACUUUGCUCAACAGCGUUAUCUGUCGGUUUGCAUUCCUACACUCACACUUGAGUUUCAAAAAAUUUUCGCAACCAAUAAGCUGGUUAGUUUUAAAAGUAUCGACAUCAAUGGUACAAAAUGCGACAUUCACGAUGGAAUUGCCCAUAUGAAUAUCAUGCUAGAUAACCUCUCCAGCGAUUUCGACUAUUCAAUUUCACUUCAUGUGGAACUUGAUUUGCAUACUUUAGAUCCCAAUGUGUGUGAGAGCAUUACCGAUAACCUGAAAUUGGCCGGCUUAUUCACCUAUAAAUCGACCUGGAGAGGUGAGAGAAGCAAGACUACAAACUACGAAAUGAAAAUUGUUCUGCUGAAUGAGUUUUCGUUCUUUGAAGAUGCAAAAUCCAUGUUCUCAGAAAACAGCCUUGAGAUGCUAGCAGAAACUAAAAACCCAUACUAUUUCGAUGGUCCAUUGCUUUCGGCCGUGCCUCUCACUCUGGAUCUUGGGUUUUUCAAAUAG